AUGGCCGGGUUGAAGAGAAAGGCAGUCACUAUGGAGGCCGAAUCGACGUCUACGUCGCCAUAUAUCCCUGUUUUUGAACAGUUUCGUUCAGAGUUGGACGAGCAUCAUGAUCGGAGGGAGAGGACGAUCAAGGCGUCGAGAGAUAUCACAGCUCAAUCCAAGAAAAUCAUCUUCGCUCUGCAGCGAACACGAGAACUCGGCAAACCCAUACACGGGUCGAUAACGAAGCAGACGAAGGGAAUGUACGACACGAUCAAGGAGCGCUUUGAGAGCAUCGUACCUGACCUCCAAGGCAUCAAUGCCAACCGCUACCAGUACAACAUCUCCGGUGGCAUCCAGGAGUACAUGGAAGCGAUACUUUUCCAGCACUACCUCGAAACCCAAAAGCUAAUGACACACGCUGAAGCCGCAUCCACGCUCCCCGAAGGCAUCAAACUGACCCAAUCAGACUAUCUGCUUGGCAUCUUUGACAUGACUGGCGAGCUGAUGCGGUUCUCGAUCACUUACAUGGCAACCAAUGGCAAGCUGCCAGGCGGCGACUCACUUGAGCAGUCAGUCCUCGCAGACAUGCAGGCGUUACGGGGUUACCUGGAGGGCUUAAAUGCCGCCGGUAACCGCGAUCUGAAGGAUUUCGACAAUAAGCUACGGGUGACGAAGCAGUCAGUCGAGAAGGUUGAGAACAGUGUCUACAGUAUGCUUGUACGAGGGAAAGAGAGACCUAAAGGCUGGCGACCUGAUGCCGGACCGGCUGAUGGGAGACGAGACGUUGAGGAGAUCGAAAGCUACUGA
Molecule: messenger RNA, 789 nt
Organism: Cyphellophora europaea CBS 101466
Lineage: Eukaryota; Fungi; Ascomycota; Eurotiomycetes; Chaetothyriales; Cyphellophoraceae
Exons: 3
Coding region: 1-789 (262 amino acids)
Cellular component (GO): cytoplasm; nucleus
Molecular function (GO): sequence-specific DNA binding; RNA binding; RNA endonuclease activity
Source: RefSeq, a predicted model, not a curated record